Messenger RNA from Sander lucioperca (pikeperch), 2746 nucleotides. RefSeq names its product procollagen-lysine, 2-oxoglutarate 5-dioxygenase 1a (gene plod1a). Gene Ontology annotation, molecular function: L-ascorbic acid binding; procollagen-lysine 5-dioxygenase activity; iron ion binding. The record is from RefSeq and is a predicted model, not a curated record. Bases 172 to 2496 code for a protein of 774 amino acids. Gene Ontology annotation, cellular component: endoplasmic reticulum. NCBI's taxonomy places the organism in Eukaryota, Metazoa, Chordata, Actinopteri, Perciformes, Percidae. Gene Ontology annotation, biological process: peptidyl-lysine hydroxylation. The transcript is spliced from 20 exons.
AGAGAGAGAGAGAGGGAGGGGAAGAGAGGGAGAGGGGAGAGGGGCACAAACAGAGAGAGGGGGCAGGCGGUGGAAGAAUUUACACGAGAAAAGUUCACUAUCUCGUACGGAAUUGUACAGUUCUGUUAAUACCGAAACUCGUGGAAGGAUUUUAACUUUAAACUGGCAAAAAUGAGACUUUCGCCCUUGCUGUUGUUUCCAGGGAUUUUUGUCUGUGCACUUUUCCCUUUGACAAACUGUGAAGAGCAGCAAAUCCCUGAAGAGAAACUUCUAGUUGUGACAGUUGCAACCAAAGAGACUGAUGGCUUCAAGCGUUUCUUGGGGUCCGCUAAACACUUUAACUACACUGUCAAGGUUCUGGGUCGGGGUCAGAAAUGGAUGAGUGGCGACUACAUGUCCGGUCCAGGAGGAGGCCAGAAAGUACGACUCCUUAAAGAGGCUCUGGAGGAGAUGAAGAAUGAGGACAAAGUCAUCCUUUUUAUCGACAGCUACGAUGUGGUUUUCGCCUCGGGUCCCAAAGAGCUGCUCAAGAAGUUCCAACAGGCCAGACACAAGGUGGUGUUCUCCUCUGAGAGCCUGAUCUGGCCCAACAGACACCUGGAGGACAAAUACCCCCACGUCAUCGUUGGCAACAGGUUUCUAGGCUCAGGAGGUUUCAUUGGCUACAUUCCCAACAUUAAAGAAAUGGUUGCUGACUGGACAGGAAAAGAUAAUGACAGUGACCAGCUGUUCUUCACUAAGAUUUACAUUGAUCCAGUUAAAAGGAAAUCCAUAAAUAUCACACUGGACAGCAAAUGCAGAUUGUUCCAGAACCUUCAUGGAGCCCUCGACGAGGUGGUGCUGAAGUUUGAGGAUGGGCGGGUACGAGCCAGAAAUGUGCUGUAUGAUACCCUGCCAGUCGUUAUCCAUGGGAACGGACCAACCAAGCUCCAGAUCAACUACCUGGGUAACUACAUCCCCAACACAUGGACAUUUGAGACAGGAUGCACAGUGUGUCACCAGGACCUCCACCCACUGACAGCUCUUAAGGAGAGUGAAUACCCUCUGGUGGUCAUUGGUGUCUUCAUUCAGCAGCCCACCCCCUUUGUGACGAUGUUCUUUGAACGGCUACUAAAGCUCCAAUAUCCCAAAAACAGACUCAAACUCUUCAUCUACAACCAGGAAGCUCAUCACGAGCGUCACAUCAGCUCUUUCCUGAAGGAGCAUAGAAGCCUUUAUCAGGAUGUCAAAGUCGUCGGGCCUGAAGAGGAGAUGGACGAAGCUGCCUCCUGCAACAUGGGCUUUGACAUGUGCCGGAAGGACAAGGACUGUGACUAUUUCUUCCUCUUGGACAUUCAAGUGGUCUUAAAGAAUGAGAACACACUUAAAAUUCUCAUUGAACAAAACCUGCCUAUUGUGGCACCGAUGCUAACUCGAGUUGGUCGACUGUGGAGCAACUUCUGGGGAGCCCUGAGUGCAGAAGGCUACUACGCCCGGUCGGAGGACUACGUGGACAUAGUUCAAGGACGCAGAGUGGGUGUGUGGAAUGUCCCGUACGUGUCCAGCGUGUACCUGGUGAAGGCCAGCCUGCUUCGAUCGGAGCUCGCAGACUACGAGCUGUUUAACUCAAACACCUUAGACCCCGACAUGGCUUUCUGCCACAACAUCCGCGACAAGGGAAUCUUCAUGUACGUAACCAACAUGCACACUUUCGGCCGCAUCCUGUCAACAGACAACUAUCAGACGAGCCAUCUUCAUAAUGAUCUGUGGCAGAUCUUUGAAAACCCUGUGGACUGGCAGGAGCGCUACAUUCAUGAGAACUACACUUACAUCAUGAAAGACAAGCUGAUUGAAAAUCCUUGUCCCGAUGUGUACUGGUUCCCAAUUUUCUCUGAUGUUGCUUGUAACCACCUUGUUGAAGAAAUGGAACAUUACGGGAAAUGGUCAGGAGGAGGCAAUAAGGACACCAGAAUCCAAGGUGGCUAUGAGAAUGUCCCCACUAUCGAUAUCCACAUGAAUCAAAUCAACUUUGAAAAGGAAUGGCACAAGUUCUUACUGGAGUAUAUAGCACCAAUAACGGAGAAAAUGUAUCCUGGUUACUACACAAAGUGUGCCUCUCCCCUGAACUUUGUGGUGAGGUACAAACCGGACGAGCAGCCCCUGCUCGCCCCUCACCAUGACGCCUCCACAUUCACUAUUAACAUAGCUCUCAACAGCAAAGACAUUGACUACCAGGCUCAGUUUGAGUUGGCCUUUGUAGUUAGAUAUAAGCCAGACGAGCAGCCGUCUUUGAGACCGCACCAUGAUGCCUCCACUUUCACUAUUAACAUUGCGCUCAAUCAAGUGGGCCCUGAUUACCAGGGUGGAGGGUGCAGGUUCCUCCGCUACGACUGCUCCAUCCAGGCUCCCCGUAAAGGCUGGAGCCUCAUGCACCCGGGCCGCCUCACCCACUACCACGAAGGCCUGCCCACCACCGCCGGCGUGCGCUACAUCGCCGUGUCCUUCGUGGAUCCCUGAAGAUGGCGUCACAUCACCGGCGAGUCCAGACCAAACAGGACGCUCACACGGGCUGCACCCUUCAGCAUCCCAGCGCAGCCUCGUCUUCUGAUCUGGAGCGGUGGCCGGCGCUCUUUUCAUUAGUUCAUUUGCUUUUCUUUUUUAAAGCCCCAAAAGAUAUCGGUUCUGUCUAAAGAAUUAUAGACAAUUCAUGAUUUUCAUCAACCUAUUAGCAGUAGAGAAUCAGUGCCCCAUGAUACAUAAUGGAACA